Messenger RNA from Oncorhynchus masou masou (cherry salmon), 1656 nucleotides. Its product is annotated as solute carrier family 45 member 3-like. Bases 1 to 1656 code for a protein of 551 amino acids. Gene Ontology annotation, biological process: transmembrane transport. Gene Ontology annotation, molecular function: sucrose:proton symporter activity. The transcript is spliced from 4 exons. Gene Ontology annotation, cellular component: membrane. NCBI's taxonomy places the organism in Eukaryota, Metazoa, Chordata, Actinopteri, Salmoniformes, Salmonidae. The record is from RefSeq and is a predicted model, not a curated record.
AUGUCUGGAUGGAGGUCUCAAUGGCGUCUCGUCCUGCUGAACUCCCUGACCUGCGGCCUGGAGAUUUGCGUGGCAGCUGGGAUCACGUACGUUCCCCCCCUGUUGCUGGAGGCUGGGGUAGAGGAACAGUACAUGACUAUGGUACUAGGUAUCGGCCCAGUGUUAGGUCUCAUCUUCAUCCCUCUGAUUGGCUCAGCCAGUGACCAUUGCAACAGCAGCUACGGCCGCCGCCGGCCCUUCAUCUGGCUGCUGUCCCUGGGAGUCCUCUUAGCCCUCCUCAUCAUCCCCCAUGCCGACCUGCUGGCUGCCUACUUCUCCUGGGGCGGAUGCGCCCUGCAGGUGGCCUUCCUCAUCCUCGGUGUGGGCCUGCUCGACUUCUGUGGCCAGGUGUGCUUCACGCCGCUGGAGGCGCUCCUGUCUGAUCUGUACCGCAAUGAGGAGGACUGCAACCAGGCCUUUGCCAUGUUCUCCUUUAUGGUCAGCCUGGGAGGCUGUGUGGGCUACCUGCUGCCUGCGCUGGACUGGAGCCGGGGCCUGCUGUCAGUCUACCUGGGUGGCCAGGCAGAGUGCCUCUUCUUCAUGCUCAUCCUCAUCUUCGUGACCAGCAUGCUGAUCACCAUGAGGGUGUUGGAGGAGACGCCGUACACCGCGGCUCUGGAGCCUGGUCCUCUCUUGGAGGCAGGUCGCUGUGGUGUGCCGCGCUCCUGCUGCUACCUCCUCAAGUCGGUUCCGCUACUGUGCCUGCUGAAGACGUGCUGGUCCAUGACUCCGGCCAUCUACCGCAGCUACUGCCACGUGCCCCGGGUGAUGAGGCAGCUGUGCAUGGCCCAGCUCUGCAGCUGGAUGGCCGUCAUGUCCUUCAUGCUCUUUUACACAGACUUUAUGGGGGAGGGGCUGUACGAAGGCAUGCCCAGCGCCGCCCCCGGGACCGCCUCCAGGCAGCGCUACGAGGAUGGCAUCCGUAUGGGCAGCCUGGGCCUGUUCUUUCAGUGUGCUACCUCAACCGUCUUCUCCCUGCUCAUGAGCCGACUGGUUCGCCAUUUUGGCUCGCGCCGGGUCUACCUGAGCAGCAUGGUGAGCUUCACCAUCUCUGCCCUGGUCAUAUGUAUGUCCAAGAGCGUGGUCCUGGUCAGCCUGAUGUCAGCUCUGACAGGCUUUGCCUAUGCCACGCUGCAGACGCUGCCCUACACCCUCACAUGUCACUACCACAAGGAAAUGGAGGUUUACAUGCCAAAUAAGAACAUGCUUAAGAAUGGGAUUGCGGUCAAGCAGGACUCGAUCACUCAUUUGACAGCCAUGGACGAGGAGGGAGGGCUGACCCACAAACUGGGGGACACCAACGGGCAUGCUAUCUUCAGCCAGGAAGACUCAGACUACUACCCCCCUCCCCACGGCCAGAAUGGAUCGUCCCUCAGCGCCACGGCCCCCGAGCAGGAUGAACCGGAGGGCUACGGGAAGCGAGGUGUAGGGUUGGACUUUGCCAUCCUGGACAGCACCUUCCUCCUCUCUCAGGUCUUUCCCACUCUUUUCAUGGGCAUGAUUGUUCAGUUCACAAAGUCCGUCACUGCCUAUAUGGCCUCCUCUGCCAUCUUCGGCAUCAUCGCCAUUUAUCUGGCCAACCAGAUCAUCUUUGACCAAAAGGACCUCAAUAGCUGA